Messenger RNA from Linum tenue, 1527 nucleotides. NCBI's taxonomy places the organism in Eukaryota, Viridiplantae, Streptophyta, Magnoliopsida, Malpighiales, Linaceae. The record is from the annotation of a GenBank genome assembly.
AUGCACCAUGAAAUAUUAUCUGCUCUCCAGCUUCUCAUCACCAUCUUCUUAAUCCUGAUCGCAACUAUGGUUGUGUUCAUAAAAUUAAGGUUCAGCUUCGGCGACGUCGUCAAGGCACCACAUCUGCCUCCGGGACCAUGGAAGCUGCCCGUAAUCGGCAACUUGCACCAGCUCAACACUGGACUGCCGCACCGCCGGCUGAGGGAGCUGGCCCAGCAGCACGGCCCGCUCAUGCAUCUACAGCUCGGGGAGACCUCCAACGUCGUGGUGUCCUCGCCGGAACUGGCCCACGAGUUCCUCAAGGCCCACGACCUCAACUUCGCCUCCAGGCCCUUCCUCCCGUCCGCCGACAUCAUCUUCUACAACUCCCGGGACAUCGGCUACGUGGCCUACGGCGACUACUGGAAGCAGAUGCGAAAGAUCUGCGCCCUCCAGCUGCUCAGCGCCAAGCGCGUCAAGUCGCUGCGUCGGGUUAGAGAAGAGGAGAUCGCCCGGCUGGUAGCUUCGAUUACAGAACCGCCGCCAAAACUUGAUCCUCAGAUGCUCAUCAGUUUGUCGAACGCCGUCACGUUGAGGGCGGCAUUCGGCGGGAAGAUGUUGCGGAAGCAGGAUGAGGCAAUCUUACCGGUCCUGCAGCAGAUCUUGAAGGCCGCCGGAGGGUUGGGCCUCGCCGACAUCUUUCCAUCGAGCAAGUUCGUGCGUCUGGUGAGCGGAUUGGAAAGAAAGCUCAAAACGCUGCAUGAGACAGCCGACGGAAUCCUUGAAGGGAUCAUAGCAGAGCACGUGGCCAGAAGGAGGGAGGAGGAUCACCAAGAAGAAGAUCUUGUGGACGUGCUUUUGAACUUUGUGGAGAAUCAAGGGCUUCCCUUCCCUUUCACCAACGCUGAGGUCAAAGCUGUCAUUCUGGACAUAUUUUUGGCUGGGAGCGACUCUUCUUCCGUGACUGUAGAAUGGGCAAUGUCCCAACUGAUGAAUAAUCCUCAUACUAUGGAAAAAACACAAAAGGAGGUGAGGCAAGUAUUUGACAAGACGGGUAAAGUGGAUGAAGAAGGAGUUGACGAACUUGUGUAUCUCAAAUCGGUUGUCAAAGAAACAUUCAGACUGCAUCCUGCUGCUCCUUUACUGCUUCCGAGAGAAGCUCAAGAAGCGGUUGUGAUUCAUGGACACCUAAUCCCGGCAAAAACCAGGGUCAUUAUCAAUGCUUGGGCAAUUGGUCAAGACCCGCAUCACUGGGACGAACCAGAGAAAUUCAAACCUGAAAGGUUUGCAGAUAGCUCGGUCGAAUUCAUGGGGUUGGAUUUCCAAUUCAUCCCAUUCGGAGCUGGACGGAGAAUCUGCCCUGGCAUACAAUACGGUUUGGCUGUUAUCGACCUUUUGCUGGCAAAUUUGCUGUACCAUUUCGACUGGAAGCUCCCGGAUGGAAUCGAGCCUGAAGAUUUGGACAUGUCUGAAACGUUUGGCGCUACCGUGAGAAGAAAGAAUCCUUUGUAUCUCAUUCCCAUACCCUAUCACCGGACUACAGCCUAG